AUGUCCUCUCAAAUCCACGGAUCCCUUGUCUUACCGGCCAUCUCACCUCUAUUAUCAGAUGAACAAAUAACGCCUGGAAGUAAUGGCUAUAUAGAUGCAGACCACAGAAUCAAAUCAGAAUUGAAUUGGUCUCAACUUGUCCAUGCAGAAAUCAUCGCUGUAACAACAGCUAUGCGUAAGAAUGCACGAUGGUCUGGGAUGACAGUCAGUGGAUUGAACAUGGGCGAUCUUGGACAGCGCAUGGGAUUACGUACCCCUAGAUUCACAAAAGAGAAUCAUCCACAGAAUGAAGAAAAUCCACUUAUGCUGGGAUUCAAGAGAUUAAAAGAAGCCAUCGAGAAAUUUGAUGAUGUUAGAGAUAUGGAUACAUUGACGCUUGUGACACCGUUCCUUGAUGUAGUUCGAUCAGGAAAUACUACUGGAUCAAUUGCUGGCACAGCUCUUGGAAGCAUAGAGAAAUUUUUACAUUAUGGAAUUAUUGGCUUGCAGUCUCCUAAUAUCGGCACCGCAAUGAAUGCACUAGCAAAAGCUGCUACUCGAUGCAAAUUUGAAGCUUCGGAUGCUGCUUCAGACGAACUGGUGCUUUUAAGGAUGCUUCAAUUGCUUCAGAUGAUACUGACAAGUGAAUGUGGACAAGUAUUGAGUGACGAGGCAGUAUGUGAAAUGAUGGAGACUGGUCUUAAAAUGUUGCGAAGAUCUGCUGAGCAUGUCAUGAUUAAUAUUAUAGUAGCAAUGUUUGAAAGAUUAAAGGUACUAGAGGAUGAAUGGCAGUUUGUAGACUUGCAAAGCGAAACAAACGACGACGAAAAAGAAGUAUCCUCAAAUGCUCCCCACAUGAAGACACCACGACCAACCCUCUCACCUGUAUCUAAAUCUGAAGAUGAUGAAAAAGUUAAAGAAGAGUCAGGUACAGAAUCUUCAGAUACUGAACAAAUCUUAUCUGAAAAAACCGAGGAAAAUGAAUCAUCAACAGAAACACCUCAGGAUACACCAACAACAACAGCAACGGCAACAGUAGAAGUGUCUGAAAAGGCAAAAGAUGAAGAUGAAAAUCUAGAAGCGCAAAAAUCAAGAGCUUAUGGACUUCCAUCUAUCCGAGAAUUACUUCGCGUAUUGAUCUCCUUACUCAACCCACACGAACACACACACACUGAUUCUAUGCGAAUGAUGGCGCUAAGUAUCUUAAAUGUUGCCUUUGAAGUUGGAGGCAGAAGUAUAAGCCGUUUUGAAACCUUACGAAGCCUUGUAAUGGACGAUUUUUGCAAAUACCUCUUCCAACUUGCAAAGACAAACUCUAUACAACUUCUUGCCUCUACAUUGCGUGUUAUAUCGACUGUUUUUGAUACUAUGAGACCCCACCUCAAGCUUCAACACGAACUCUUCUUGUUUUUCCUUAUUGAACGCCUGUCACCACCACCUGGUGCCGGAACUAGAACCAUAGUAGCUGAUGUAGAUGACGACGGAAAUGUUGGGUUUAUUCCGGUUAGCAGAGAGCAUUCUUUGGAAACACGUGGGCCAGGCCAUGUUGAAAUCCGCAGUGCAUCACCAAACAUGUUCUUGGGAAGAACUAAUGAUUAUCCAAAGCCUGCCAAAGGAUACCAGCCAGAUGCCAUGGCUAUAUCGGGCGAGGUCCGUGAACUCUUACUUGAGUGUCUUGUUCAAUGCUCAAGAACAUCGACUUUCUUGAUUGAUAUUUGGUACAAUUACGAUUGUGACAUAUCGUGUGGAGAUUUAUUUGAAGAGCUUAUACAGUUCUUGAGCAAGAAUUCUUUCCCAGAUUUACAAAACUAUUCACUGACUAGUUUCCACGUCAAUUGCUUUGAUACGCUUUUAAGCUUUAUAAAACAAAUGGUGAAGCGGUCCGAGGAUGAGGCAUAUGCCGAUGUUGAAGAAGAUAAUGAUCUUGUACCUGUAGAUGAACUCCUAAGACGAAAAGCAAGAAAGAAAAUCAUCUUAAAUGGUGCUGCAUUAUUUAACGAGAGUCCUAAAAAAGGAAUUCAAUAUCUCACAGAAAAUGGGAUAAUUGAAGCUGACAAGGAAAACGACACCAAGGAAAGCUUGGCUUACUUUUUGAGAUCCACGCAGCAGUUGAACAAGAAGAGCCUAGGAGAGUAUCUCGGAAAACCCGAGAACUUUGAGCUACUCCAAGUGUUUAUGCGCCAAUUUGAUUUCAAGGGAAAACGUAUGGAUGAGGCGCUUCGAAUUGUGCUCGAGACAUUCAGACUCCCUGGAGAAUCCCAACAGAUCAUGAGAGUUGCAGACACAUUUGCAGAUGUAUUCUUUGAACAAAAGCCUUCAGAAAUUGCAGACUCCUUGGCGGCCCAGAUUCUUGCCUAUUCAAUUAUUAUGCUCAAUACUGAUCAACACAAUCCUCAAGUCCGAGGACGAAUGACGCUGCAAGACUAUAUGCGAAAUGUACGAGGAGUGAAUGCAGGUCAAGACUUUUCUAAAGAAUAUCUGAAAGACAUUUAUGAAGCGAUUCGUCAAGAUGAGAUUGUCAUGCCAGAAGAGCAUGAGGGUCGCUUAGGAUUCAACUAUGCCUGGAAACAGCUUUUACAUAGAGCAAAUUCUGCAGCCCCGUUCACAUCUUGUGAUACACCUGCUUAUGACAAGGCUAUGUUUGAGCAAACAUGGAAGCCUAUUGUUGCAUCCAUCUCAUACGCUUUCAGUACUGCACAAGAUGACACAACUCUCGAAAAGGCCAUCGAAGGCUUUUAUCAUUGCUCUUUGCUUGCUUCAAAGUUCGGGUUGCAUAAUGUUGUUGACAGCAUUAUUUCAAACCUUGCAAUGAUGUCAGGACUCUUGACAAAGGCAAACAGCGAUAGUUCCUUACCUGACCCGAUUGUUGAAGUUGCUGGUCAGAAAUAUGUCAUUAGCCGCCUGGCUGUUAGAUUGGGUCACAAUUAUAGAAAUCAAUUGGCUGCUGUUACAAUGUUUACCAUUAUUAAUAAACACAGUAACUCUUUGAGAUCAUCCUGGACAAAGGUCCUACAAAUCAUUCGCAAUCUUUUUGUUAAUUCAAUGUUGCCGGAUUCCAUGAUUCACUUUGAGGACUUUUUGGCUGGCUCAAUCAGUAUUCCUUUGAAACCUAAAAGUCCAGUCCCAUCCAAACAAAAUAACCGAAGAGAUGGGUCGCUUUUGUCGACACUUUCAUCAUACCUUCUGUCGCCUUACUCUAACGAUGAGUCUUACAGAGCUGAUCCAACAGAAGAAGAGAUUGAGUGUGCAAUGUCUGCUGUCAUUUGUGUGUCAGCUUUUAAUUUAGAGAAGAUUCUCGCAGACAUCAGUGUUUUGGAAACAGAGCCAUUGAUAUGCUUUAUGAAAGCUAUCGGAACAGUAGGAUAUGACAGCAAAUCAAUCGAAAGCACUACAACAACUAUUCCCUAUGACCCUACGACAAUCUUGUUCCUCCAAUUUAUGGUUACUAUCGCAGACAGAAACAUUAACCGAAUUGAUAUUUUGUGGCCAUAUGCUACCGGAUACGCAUUUGGAAUUCUGAAUCACGCUGAAAGACAAAGCGUAUUGGUUGUAGAGCGGACAGUGGUUGGACUUUUGAGACUCUGUAUUCAGAAUGCUGCCAGUGAUAAUACACAAGAUGAAAUUCUCAAGUGCUUAAAUCUUUUGAGAGAUUUCCCACCAACUGUAAUGCAAGCAGUAGCAGAGCAAAUGAUGGCAGGAAUAUACAACUUAUCUUCUGCAAAUUCUGAAAAUCUAAACAAUUCUGAUUUCUUGAAUACAAUUCUUGAAAUCAAGCAAAAGGUUGCAAGUGCAAUGUAG
Phycomyces blakesleeanus NRRL 1555(-) is the source of this 3777-nucleotide messenger RNA. RefSeq lists its product as hypothetical. Lineage: Eukaryota; Fungi; Mucoromycota; Mucoromycetes; Mucorales; Phycomycetaceae. Gene Ontology annotation, molecular function: guanyl-nucleotide exchange factor activity. Gene Ontology annotation, biological process: regulation of ARF protein signal transduction. The coding region runs from base 1 to 3777 and encodes 1258 amino acids. The record is from RefSeq and is a predicted model, not a curated record. The transcript has 22 exons.